AUGGAUGCGCGAACGCGUGUGCGUAUUUGUAGUGGACAAGUUAUAAUCAGUUUAGCAUCUGCUGUCAAAGAAUUAAUUGAAAAUAGUCUCGAUGCUGAUGCAACAAAGAUACAAAUCACAUUCGAGAAUCACGGAAGUGAUUUAAUAGAAGUUACCGAUAAUGGUCAAGGAGUCGAAGAAACGAAUUUCGGUGUACUAGUUCAACGUUAUCAUACGUCAAAAAUACAAGAUCUCGAUGAUUUGUUACGUUUAUCAACAUAUGGUUUUCGAGGUGAAGCAUUAAAUUCAAUUUGUACAUUAUCUCAAUUAACUGUUUUAACACGUCAUAAAAGUGCAGCGUGUGGUACAAAAUUAACAUUUGAUAAAGAUGGAAAAAUAUUACAAAAAAUACCAUGUGCUAGAGAAGUUGGCACAACGAUGUCAGUUCGUUCAUUAUUUUCCACUUAUCCAGUUCGUCGUAAAGAGUUUUUGUCGAAUGUAAAACGAGAAUAUUCAAAAGUGUUACAUCUAAUACAAUCUUACGCUCUGAUAUGUAAAAAUGUUCAAAUAUCUUGUACGAAUAAAUCAACUGAACAUAAUAAUACAAGUUCAACAAUUCAGUUAACGACAACACCACAUGCGACAAUUAAGGAAAAUAUUAUUGAUUUGCAUGGAACGAAAUUUAUUGAUCAUUUAAUUGAAAUUAAACCUGAACAACAAGAUACGAGUAAUAAUGACGUUGAUGACGAAGAUGGUGGUAAAGAAAAUCAAGAUGAAUUAAUCUCAAAGUUUAAGUUAGAAGGUUUUAUUUCCAUUGCUCAACACGGUAAUGGUCGUUCAGCAUCGGAUCGUCAAUAUUUGUAUAUAAACUCACGCCCAUGUGAUAAUGCACGUUUAAUUAAAAUAAUUAAUGAAAUUUAUCGUUCAUUUAACCCACAACAGUAUCCGAUUUUAAUUUUAAAUAUUCUUAUUGAUAAAUCAUCAAUUGAUAUUAAUGUCACGCCAGAUAAACGAAAAAUUUUUAUUCACGAAGAAGAUAAACUAGUUUUAUAUUUAAGAUCAAAAUUAAAUAAAUUAUUCGAAACAAAUAAUGGAGUUUAUAUUCGAUUCAAUUCUUUACUACUACCCUCAACGUCAACAGCAAAACCAAAUGAAUUAAAAGAAAGAAUUAUUGAAAAUAUGAAACGAAAUUAUUCAAAAACAACAACGGCAAUAGAGAAUGAUACACCAAAAGCUAAACAGAUGAAAUUAGACCAUUUUAUUAAACAACAAGAUACAACGUUAAAUACAGAUGCACAACAACAGCGCAUCUCAGUGUCAGAUGAAACAUUGGUGAAUGCGGACGAUAUUCUUCUCAGCGAGGAUGAAUCUACGCAAACUUCAAAUUCUUCUACUACACCUGUUAAUCAGACCAUUGUUGAGGCUGUAGCUUCACGAAUAUUACCAGCUGUCGGCGUAUUUACAACGAUUGGUAGUCCAAAUGAAGAAAAUGAAAAAAAGAGUUCAUUAUGUACACAAGAUCGUCAAUUCUAUACAUUUGAACAAUAUCCAAUUAAAAAUCAUUCGUCUAAUCAACCAACUACAAUGGCAACAACUGUUGAAACGUAUCAUGAUAAAAUAUUAACAAGUCCAUCAAAACAAGAAUUAUUCUAUCGAUUAAAACAAUUGAGGCAACAAGAUACUGAAACAGAUGAUCUCGCAAAAACUGAUCAUGAUCUACAAACAUAUUCACAACAAACAAAAACCGAUGUUAAUCUACAAACAUAUCCGCAGCAAACAAAAACUGAUCUUGAUUCAACAAUUACUACUACGCCAAAAAUUACUACAGAUGAUCAAACGGAACCGACGGUUCGUUCGUACAAAACGGUUGAAAUGACAGUUAAAUUUGAUUUUGAAAAGUUGAAAAGAAGGUGGGAAAUGAAACAAAAUAAAAAGAACAAUGCACAACCGGCACCCUCAAAUUUUGAGGCGAAAAUAUCAGUAGAAGAUAAUCAAGCGGCUGAAAUUGAAUUACAACGACAAAUAGAUAAAACUGAUUUUAAAAUUAUGAACAUUAUUGGUCAGUUUAAUCUCGGUUUUAUAAUUACUUGUCUUGAUCGAAAAAAUUUGUUUAUAAUUGAUCAACAUGCCGCAGAUGAAAUAUAUAAUUUUCACAUGUUGCAAGAGACAACACAAUUUGAAUAUCAAAAACUAUUACUGCCAAAAUAUUUAUCAUUAGAUUAUUCACAAGAAUUAAUUCUGAAACAACAUUUAAAUGUUUUCAAAAAACUUGGUUUUGAUAUUAGUAUCGAUGAACAAGCACCAAUCGGAAAACGUUGUCAAAUGUCAACAUGUCCAACAGCAAAAUCAAUGUUUUUUGGUCCCGAUGAUGUAGAUGAAAUUUUAAAUUAUUUAACAGAUAGCUGUGGAUCCGGUAAUGUUGAUGAAGAAAACUCAUCAAUUGAUCAAUAUUAUGUGUCAUCAAAAUUACGAAAAUUAUAUGCAUCAAAAGCAUGUCGAAAAUCAGUCAUGAUUGGCUCAGCACUGAGCUACAAUAAAAUGAGAAUAAUUACUGAUCAUUUGAGUACAAUACAAAAGCCUUGGAAUUGUCCUCAUGGCCGUCCAACAAUACGUCAUCUAUUCAAUUUUGACCAAAUAGAGUCCACAUUCAUUGAUGGCUAUGUUGUACAGAAAUCGAAACUUGAUAAUAAAAAUUAA
This is a messenger RNA of Didymodactylos carnosus, 2676 nucleotides long. The record is from the annotation of a GenBank genome assembly. Lineage: Eukaryota; Metazoa; Rotifera; Eurotatoria; Philodinida; Philodinidae.